UCAGAAAAUUAGAAAUAUUAUAAAAUGACUAACUAAUUAGAAAAGGACGCUUCUAAGAAAAAAGAGCGAGCAGCUGACUUCUGAAGCUAUUUCUCUCUAAUGGUUUAGUUGAAAUAAAAUCUCCAAAGAAGAAGAAGAUGAUGAGCAUUAUGAGUCGGUCUCGCUUAGAUGCAAUGUUGUCCAUAUUCGUCUCGGUGCAUCCACACGAGACCUCUGCUCUGCUCCAUUCAUCUUCCUGCUUCUUCUUCAUUUUAAGCGCAUAUUUCGUGGUUCUUCCUUUGCGAGAUGAGGGUGCCAUCUCCUUAGGUUUAUCGAAUCUGCCUGGUCUGUUUUUGGGUUCUUUAGCUCUCACUUUGGUCGCCGCCCCCGUUUCAACUCUCGUUUUCUCAUUGCGUAAUCUUUCUAAAGCCAAGGCUUUGGUUUUGAUACACAGGUUUUUCAGUGUAUCACUUGUUGUAUUUUUCAUUCUAUGGUAUUCCUCGUCUGCGGCUUCAUUAUCAUUAAAGAGUGCUGUCAGUACAUCCUCAAGUUCAGAAAAAGAUCAAAUGGUUGAAGCCAAUGAAGAUAAUCUUGCAUAUUCAGUUGGGUGGGAGAAUCAUGGAUGGUUUUAUGUAUCUGUCAGAAUCGGAUUGUUUCUUUGGGUUGCUUUACUCAAUCUAAUCACAAUUUCUUCAACAUGGGCUAGAGUAAUUGAUGUCAUGGACAGUGAGUCAGGUUCAAGAUUAUUUGGGUUUAUUGGUGCUGGUGCCACACUUGGCCAGCUCUUUGGGUCAUUGUUUGCCACAGGAAUGGCUUGGUUGGGGCCCUUCCUCCUAUUAUUUGCUGCUUUGCUAAUGGAAUUUGCGGCACAAUCAGCAAAAGGGAUAAACUUUGAUAUUUCCCAACUCUCUGAAGAAUUAACUCCUAUUAGGGAAACAACUUCUGAAGAGCAGAAAGAGGCUGAUAAGCGCACUGUUCAAACUUCAAACAGCUCUUCUCCUAAACCAUCUUCUUCCGCAGCAAAGCCUCAUCUUUGGACCAUCUUAGAUGGACUUAGGCUCAUAAUGUCAUCAACCUACUUAAUGUCUGUGUCUUUAUUCCUGUGGCUGGGAGCCGUUGUAUCUUCCUUCUUCUACUUUCAGAAAGUGAGUGUAAUUGCAACAACAGUUUCUAGCCCUCUUGAAAGAAGAAAAUUGUUUGCACAGAUAAAUAGCUUUAUUGCUAUCUUUAUCCUUACGGGGCAACUUACCAUGACUGGGCGUAUUCUGACUGUUGCUGGGGUUACUAUAGCUAUAUGCUCUGCUCCAUUUGUUGCCUUAUUAAACAUGGUUGCUCUAGCUGUUUGGCCAACUUGGGUUGCUAUUGCUGUUUCUGAGACCCUGCGUAAGGUUGUUACUUACGUUGUGACCAGGCCAGGAAGAGAACUUUUGUUUACUGUCGUAUCGCAGGAUGAGAAAUACAAAGCCAAGGUAUGCAUAGAUGUAGUUGUUCAAAGACUUGGAGAUGCUACAGCAGCAGGAAUUUACAAACUACUAUUCAGCACCCUUAAUGGGAGAGCAUCAACCGUCUCACUCUAUGCUGUGCCUAUCUGUUUACUGUGGAUAGUGACAGCAUACCACUUGGGGCGCCGCCAAGCCCACCUCGCCAUGCUCCAGACUGCUCCCACUUCUUGAGAUCUAAUACACUUUUUUCCCCAAUCAAAGAUCAAUUAUAUUAAGCUUUUACUUGUACCAACUGUAACAUACUUUUUGAUCACCUUGUUACAUCUUGUAUAGGAUCCUUGAAGCAUAUUAUUAAUAAUAAUAUUCAUAUAUUAGAAUGUGA
Humulus lupulus (European hop) is the source of this 1803-nucleotide messenger RNA. RefSeq lists its product as uncharacterized. Bases 138 to 1652 code for a protein of 504 amino acids. Lineage: Eukaryota; Viridiplantae; Streptophyta; Magnoliopsida; Rosales; Cannabaceae. Gene Ontology annotation, cellular component: membrane. The record is from RefSeq and is a predicted model, not a curated record. The transcript is spliced from 13 exons. Gene Ontology annotation, molecular function: ATP:ADP antiporter activity. Gene Ontology annotation, biological process: nucleotide transport.